This is a messenger RNA of Nasonia vitripennis (jewel wasp), 2785 nucleotides long. Its product is annotated as AN1-type zinc finger protein 1. Gene Ontology annotation, cellular component: cytoplasm. Gene Ontology annotation, molecular function: zinc ion binding. The transcript is spliced from 3 exons. The coding region runs from base 830 to 1636 and encodes 268 amino acids. The record is from RefSeq and is a predicted model, not a curated record. Lineage: Eukaryota; Metazoa; Arthropoda; Insecta; Hymenoptera; Pteromalidae.
ACAUAAGUGCGUUCGUCGGCGUUCGUCCGCGUUCGACUGCAUAAAAAUUCUGGUAACUUUUGGAUAGUGACAAUAACGGAAAUGUCUAAUACCUAUGACAUAUGUACAUAUCUAACUGUGUUAAGAUUGUAUAGAGACAAUUUUACUAUUGGCACUAUCCGAAAGUUACUAAAUUUGUACGCGGUCGAGCGCCGUCGAACGCGGACGAACGCGCUUAGGGGUAUCACUCGAAAAAAUGAAUAGCGAGGAAUAGCAGCUGACAGCCAAUCAGAAGUAAGCGUUAAACGGACUUAUUUCUUAUUGAGGUGGUGGGGAGAGAACAUGAAGGAAUGAGUCCUUUUAAAGAUUGCUUCUGAUUGGCUGUCAGCUGCUGUUCCUCGGUGUACCUUUUUACGUGUGAUAGCCCUAAGGAAGAAAAAAAGUAGACAUUAUUUAGACAAUAUAUGUGGCCAAUCAAAAUUAAAGUGAUCCCAAAUUACGUACAUACAUUUUAAAACGAGCUUUUUUUCUAGAAAGUAUAGUUAAGUACCAUGGUGUACAUAAAUAUACCUGUACCUAUGUAAUGAAUGGAUAGUCAAGUUUGCGGUGAUGGCCGACUCUUAGAUUUAAUUGAUGAAGAAUGGAGAAAAGAUAAGCUUCCAGUUGAUGAAAUUCUUGUACCAAUAAGUGAACUGCCAGAUCCUGAAAGCGACAAUGGGGAUUCUCAUAUGACUUUGAAAGAAUUAGAACAAAAGUGGAAUAACUUAGCUCUGGGCACACUUAGUGAAAAUCACUUGCAUUCACCUACUCUUUCACAUAAUUAAUGUAAAUGCACCAUAAAAUAUGAAAAAUGGAAUUUCCUAAUACAGGUGUUCAAUGCUUCAUAAAAGAAUGUAAUCAGUUAGAUUUCUUGCCACUGGAUUGUAAAUAUUGCAAGAAUAUUUUUUGUAAAAAUCAUUUUAAUACUACAUCCCACAGUUGUCCCCAACUUGCUGAAAAUGUAGCUGAAAAUACAGGAAAAGCAAAUCUAUUUCAUUGCUCUCAAAUGCAAUGUACAACCAAGUCAGCAGUAGAAAUGACAUGUGUAAAAUGCAAAAAAAAUUUCUGUUUAAUUCAUCGUUUCCAUGAUUGUUUUGAGGAAAACCAGGAUACAAGACAGAGUGAAUUAGAAAGAUGGAGUAAACCAAAAGAAGUAUUUUUAGAAACCAAAAAGAUUGUUGACACAGAGUUAACAAACAAACUUAAAAAAUCUAAGAAUUCAGCUUUGGCAAUCAAGGUACAGUUAAUGAAAUUGAAAAAUAAAUCAGUUGGGCCUAGUAUUGUUCCAGUUGGUGAUCGUUGCUAUUUUUCUGUGCAUCCACCAAUUAAUAAUGGAUCUAAAAUCUUUGAUGGUUCUAGAGGUGCUUAUGUUUCUGUUAAUUGGAGCAUUGGCAAGGUGAUUGAUUCUAUAUCGGACUCGUUAAAUAUUCCAAAUUCCAACAAUCUAGCAAAUGUCCAGAAACUGCGAAUGUUUCAUUAUCUGAAUGGAAACAUUGUAACAAAUCAAAUGGAUAUAAUUUUAUCUGAAUUAUUUAGAAUUGGCAUUUUAGUGGAUGGUCAAGACAUUAUUUUAGAAUACUCGACAAAUGACAGAGUUGAUUUUUCUUUAUAUAAAUAAUAGAUGCACAUAUUUUGUAUUAAGAUUUUAUUAAAACAAUAUUUGAAAAGUUCAAUCCUAAAUUAUUCCACGACUUACUUUAUGGUAUAAACACAUUAAUGCUUAAAUUUUGUUUUGCUGCAUGUAUAAAUUUAUAGAUUCAAUCAAUGAAAAUUACAAAAUAUCCGCUUAUCAAUAUAUUGUAGUAUCAGCAGAAGAAAAUUUAUUUUUACUAGAUAACAGUGUAAAAAAUGAUUGUCUAAUUUUUUAAACUAAAAAGUAAAUUUAUUUGGUUGUUUUGGCACUAGACAUCCAUCAAUGAAGAUUCUGCCUAUAAAAUUCUCAAUUGCUUUAAACAUAUAAGCAAAUUAAUAUGCUUAUAAUAAUUAUCAUAAGACGAUUUAGUUAAAAUCAUUAUAAAAUAAGAGACCAUGGCUAAAUGCAUUUCUUUUUUCAAACGUGUGCGUUUUCUCAUUAUUACUGUGCAAUAGUCACAUUCAUUGUAUACAUGAAAUACAAAUCUUCUGUCACUUGUUAAAUAAAAAAAGGACUCAAACUACUUCUUAUUAAUAUUUCAAAGAUACUGUUUUUCUUUGUAUCGAACAAAGUUUACAAUAAAUAUGGCAAUAUUAAUUAAUUAUUUUUAGUUCUUAGCAUUUUUAAAGUAUUUUACUUUUUAUAAAUUAUAAUUGUAUGGUUUUCAUUUAAAAAAAUGAGAUUUAGCUUGAUUUAAUGAUCAAAAUAUAAUGGAGAUCAAAUUUUCAAAACGAUCUUGAUUAUUAAAGCUUAAUGCAAUAGUUUGGCAGUAUAAAAUUGUACAGAAAUAAAAUCAUACUGCACUGACCUCAUUCACAGAAAAAUUAUAAUUUUUGUGAAUAGACUUUAAGAAAAAUAAGUAGAUUUUGAUUUAUCUUUAAUAAAUCAUGUAGAAACUGGUUAUCUUCAAACAAGUUUAUUACUGCCAAUCAUUUACUUGAAAUCUGUUAAAAUCACUUAAUCAAAAUUAAAACAAAAAGAAAAUGUUUUCUCCUCAAGGUUAAAUACUGUUAUUUUUAUGUACAAUUAGGUGCAUGUUGCAACCUUAGGGAGUAUAUGUGUAUACUUACUAUCAAGAUGUUUACUGUAAUGCCUAAUAUAAGAACAAUUAAUAAACUAAAAGUAUAAUCUCGA